Molecule: messenger RNA, 1927 nt
Organism: Hippopotamus amphibius kiboko
Lineage: Eukaryota; Metazoa; Chordata; Mammalia; Artiodactyla; Hippopotamidae
Gene: SSBP2
Product: single stranded DNA binding protein 2
Exons: 19
Coding region: 188-1357 (389 amino acids)
Biological process (GO): positive regulation of transcription by RNA polymerase II
Cellular component (GO): nucleus
Molecular function (GO): protein binding; single-stranded DNA binding
Source: RefSeq, a predicted model, not a curated record
GGCAGGCCGGCGGGAGGGGGAGGCCUGUCCGUCUCGUGCGUUGCCUGGGCGAAGGGGGCGGAGCUUUGGCGCGGGGCGGCCAAUGGUGGGGGUAGCUGCGUGGGUCGCCAUGGGGACGGGGCUGUUCCCGGGGAGGCUGUGAUGGGUUGACAGGUGCGUGACAGUGGGAGCUGCUCUCGGCACAAGCAUGUACGGCAAAGGCAAGAGUAACAGCAGCGCCGUCCCGUCCGACAGCCAGGCCCGGGAGAAGUUAGCACUCUACGUAUAUGAAUAUCUGCUCCAUGUAGGAGCUCAGAAAUCGGCCCAGACAUUUUUAUCAGAGAUAAGAUGGGAAAAAAACAUCACAUUGGGGGAACCACCAGGAUUCUUACAUUCUUGGUGGUGUGUAUUUUGGGAUCUCUACUGUGCAGCUCCAGAAAGACGGGAAACAUGUGAACAUUCAAGUGAAGCAAAAGCCUUCCAUGAUUAUGAAAUUCAACUAGAGCAUCUCUGGCAUCUCAGGUCUGAGUUGAAGAGUGCUGCAGCAGCUCCCAGUCCAGUGCUAGGAAACAUUCCCCCAGGAGAUGGCAUGCCAGUAGGUCCUGUACCACCAGGGUUCUUUCAGCCUUUUAUGUCACCUCGGUACCCUGGAGGUCCAAGGCCCCCAUUGAGGAUACCUAACCAGAAUUGGAAUUUCUCACCAUUCCUGAAACUCUAUAAACAGGCUCUUGGAGGUGUCCCAGGAAGUCAGCCAUUACUUCCCAGUGGAAUGGACCCAACUCGACAACAAGGACAUCCAAAUAUGGGUGGGCCAAUGCAGAGAAUGACUCCUCCAAGAGGAAUGGUGCCCUUAGGACCACAGAACUAUGGAGGUGCAAUGAGACCCCCACUGAAUGCUUUAGGUGGCCCGGGAAUGCCUGGAAUGAACAUGGGUCCAGGUGGUGGUAGACCUUGGCCAAACCCAACAAAUGCCAAUUCAAUACCAUACUCCUCAGCAUCUCCUGGGAAUUAUGUAGGUCCUCCAGGAGGUGGAGGGCCACCAGGAACACCGAUCAUGCCUAGUCCAGCAGAUUCAACCAACUCUGGAGACAACAUGUAUACUUUAAUGAAUGCAGUACCUCCUGGACCUAACAGGCCUAAUUUUCCAAUGGGCCCUGGGUCAGAUGGUCCCAUGGGUGGAUUAGGAGGAAUGGAGUCACAUCACAUGAAUGGCUCUUUAGGCUCAGGAGAUAUGGACAGUAUUUCCAAGAAUUCUCCCAAUAACAUGAGCCUGAGUAAUCAGCCGGGCACUCCAAGGGAUGAUGGUGAAAUGGGGGGAAAUUUCUUAAAUCCUUUUCAGAGUGAGAGUUACUCCCCUAGCAUGACAAUGAGUGUGUGAUCCAUUACCACGUCUCCUCAUGGAAACCACAGUGAGUCAGCCCUUCACGAACUACUAUGGAAGAAAGUUAUUCAUCACAGUGUACAGUUAAACAAAGGAAUCUCAGUCACACCAAACCGACCUUUUUAUUUCCUGCUCUCUCCCCUAUUUUGUGAAGAAAGCGGGUCCAGCCGUGAUUGGAACAACUGUAUGGAGCGGCAUAUUAGAACUGCCCUCAGCUGAACUGCAAAUGAUUCGCUGUGUAUGUAUAUGUGUGGGGAAGAGAAUGUGUUGUAUGUGUGUAUGUUAUAUGGACACAUGCACAUACGUACAUUGACCCACAGGACGUUGUAAAAUACUAUCACGUGACAUCUUAAGUAGAAAUAAGUAGGGACUUUUAUUCCAUUCUUUUUUUCACGUUUACAUUUUAAUUAUUAAAAGUUGCUCCUGCCCCUCCCUGAACUAUUUUGUGCUGUGUAUAUCACUGCUUUAUAUAAGUUAUUUUUUAAGGUGAACUCAGAUGUUAUGGUUUUGUAAAUGUCUGCAAUCAUGGAUAGGAAUAAAAUCGCUUAUUUGAGAGCUUUCAUUAAA